This is a messenger RNA of Leopardus geoffroyi (Geoffroy's cat), 1158 nucleotides long. RefSeq names its product NFU1 iron-sulfur cluster scaffold (gene NFU1). The record is from RefSeq and is a predicted model, not a curated record. Gene Ontology annotation, biological process: iron-sulfur cluster assembly. Gene Ontology annotation, cellular component: mitochondrion. Bases 342 to 1040 code for a protein of 232 amino acids. Gene Ontology annotation, molecular function: iron-sulfur cluster binding; iron ion binding. Lineage: Eukaryota; Metazoa; Chordata; Mammalia; Carnivora; Felidae. The transcript has 8 exons.
GCAUUGUGGUGCACGCAACCUUCGGCAGAAGCUCCCAUCAAGAAGGAAAAGCGAAGCACUGCUGCGCGCAUGUGUGCUGAGUCGUACCUUACCUAGGGCGCCUGCGCAAGCGUCCCCGGGGCUUCUCCCAGCCCUGGUCCAGGCUCGCUGUGUAGGUGGGCAAUGGUUGCCGGGAGCCGGGAGCAAGGUUCCCGUCCCACCCGCAGCAGCACCGCCCGCCGCCGGCAGGGUACGCUCUCCACGGAGCCUGUCCCGCUCCUGGCCGGCCUGCGCCUGCGCGGGGUUUCCGCCAGUCGGCGAAGCGGCGAGAGCUGCCCCACUUGCUGCGCACUCGGACUAAGAUGGCAGCGGCGGCCAGGCUGGGUUGGGGAGCUGCGGCUGCAGCCGCAAGGCUGUGUAGGCGAUUCUGUCCUAUGAUGAAUCUGUAUACCAUGACAAAACAGCCUCUGCAUCAGUUUGUACAAAGACCACUUUUCCCACUGCCUGCAACCUUAUGUAACACAGGAAAACCAGUUCUUGAGACAAGGACCAUGGAUUUUCCCACACCAGCUGCAGCAUUUCGCUCCCCUCUGGCUAGGCAGUUAUUUAGGAUUGAAGGAGUAAAAAGUGUCUUUUUUGGACCGGAUUUCAUCACUGUUACAAAGGAAAGUGAAGAGUUAGACUGGAAUUUACUGAAACCAGAUAUUUAUGCAACAAUCAUGGAUUUCUUUGCUUCUGGCUUACCCUUAGUUACUGAAGAAACAUCUUCAGGAGAAGCAGGAUCUGAAGAAGAUGAUGAAGUUGUGGCAAUGAUUAAGGAACUGUUAGAUACCAGAAUACGGCCAACUGUGCAGGAAGAUGGAGGAGAUGUUAUCUAUAAAGGCUUUGAAGAUGGCAUUGUACAGCUCAAACUCCAAGGUUCUUGUACCAGCUGCCCCAGUUCAAUGAUUACUCUGAAAAAUGGAAUUCAGAACAUGCUGCAGUUUUAUAUUCCAGAAGUAGAGGGUGUAGAACAGGUUAUGGAUGAUGAAUCUGAUGAAAAAGAAGCAAACUCACCUUGAAAUAAUUAGAGUUUUCUUUGGGCCCAGCAGUUGGACUUCUUGAUAAUAUAUACCAAGCUUUUAUUAUUAAUCUGCUGAGGAACUUGAGGAUUAAUAAAAUAUGCCCUUUUUUCAGAGA